UCUCCCGCUCGAGUCAGUCUUGCGCCAGCCUCGGAGGUGGGAAGAGUGCGCUCCGUCUGUUCCCGCCUCGUCACUGAACUCGCUGUCUCGCUCUCCUGUUUCCGUCUUUCGUCUGACCUUGCUUUAGCUGUUCUGAAGUCGGGUCAAGGAGAUCAGCCCGGUUUAGUGGAUGAAUGUUUUUUUUUUUUUUUUAGUCUCUUUAAUAGCCAUCUCCAUUAACACUUAUGUAAGUUCUUGGUGACACGAGAAGCCAUAUUGUGAGCCGGAAAUAGAACAAUAUCCUGAAUACGUUGACAUUAUAUGACUUUGUGCAUUAAAACAGGUUGCAUAGUCGAGAGACAGAGACACGAGAGGGUCGUGUAAUACCUUGAUGAGACCCUCCUGUCGCCGUGGAUGAUUAUCAUGUGAAGGUCGAGCUUAAGGUCAAGCCAAGCGAGCGCAAUAAAGAGAAGAGAGAGAGGAAAACAAAGAUUAAGAACAAUAAAUGAAAUAAAGGAAAGAUACGGAGGAAAAUAGAGAAAAAGAACGACAUGAAAUAAAUGGAAGAAGACAGGAAAAUAAAGAUAAAGAACGCAAUAGAAUAAUACGUCAUUAAGUAAUACGCGACUCAGGAACACUAGCCUUCAGGAACCCGUCGACCAUGUUCUUCACUCGAGGAUUACCCGUCAUCCUCGUGCUCGUUCUGCUCGCCAGCCUCGCUUUCGAAGCCGAUGCCGGACGCCGCCGUCGCCUCAAGCGCCAGCAUCGCUCCCACGACCACGAGGACAACCUGACACCACGCCCCUGGCUCCGAGGGCAUCCGUGUAGGAGAGGCCGUGGACAGCCCGACGUGCCCGCCGCCAGCCACGCCCUUCAUGCCGGAGCUGUGCAGCGCCCCCGCCUGCCUGCACCACCAGCAGUGCCAGCAGGAGCACGGGAAGAAGGAGUGGGACCUCGCCUGCUGUUUUAACGGAUGCGUGCAUACGUGUCUGCCGCCGGUUGGGAGUCCACCUGUGAUCGACUGGCUGGAGGACACCGGGUCUCUCCUGCCCAUUCUUGAGGAGUCCGCCCCACCUGCCCUGCCCAUCCGAUAUGAGGACGAAGGCGGCGGCGCCAUGGGCCGAAGGAGGCGCAGAAACCGUCCAUCUCCCCGGCGGCUGCACCAUAUCCGACGCGCAGUAUAGCCAGCUGCAGGAUUUCAUGAAGACGCCGAGUAUUGAGAAUUGCAUGUGCAACAAGGGCGAGGUUGUCUGUGCUGUGAAGCUGUUCAAGACUUAGAACAGCACUGAGGCUUUCCUGCAGAGGCGAGAGUGUGCAAUAUCUCUUA
Penaeus monodon (black tiger shrimp) is the source of this 1306-nucleotide messenger RNA. RefSeq lists its product as uncharacterized. Lineage: Eukaryota; Metazoa; Arthropoda; Malacostraca; Decapoda; Penaeidae. Gene Ontology annotation, molecular function: peptidase inhibitor activity. The record is from RefSeq and is a predicted model, not a curated record. Gene Ontology annotation, cellular component: extracellular region. Gene Ontology annotation, biological process: regulation of cell growth.